AUGUCGGCCUCAUCUUCUUCUCCAUCUUCGCGGUUCUUCGCUGACCAGUUCACUUUCGCAUACCCUUUACCUCAGAGCGGGUACUAUUUCUUCCCCGCAUCUACUGGGCAUCUGCAAGUAAUACCACCCGCAGUCACAGCAUUCAACUCUAGAUCUGCGGUCGUAAUUCCCGAGUCAGGCCCGGUAAUAGGAAAAGCGGUGAACAUGAAUUUGGUACGGUCGCUCGUCAGUUCGAAGAGAGGGUCCCAGGGCAAUAGUGCAAGGGACUUGCAGAUAUCUCACCCUCAGAGUAUCAGCCAGCAGCUUUCGGUAGAUACAUCGCGCCCGACUCUUCAGGGUGCUAACCGGAGCUCGCUGAUCCAGCAGCAAUCCCCUGGUAUCCAAGGAUUCCAUGACUUCUCUCGUCAAGCGCAGAGGCAGUCUCAAUCAUAUUUCCCGCCUCAGGGUCAACAGUUCUAUCCGACACCGCAACCAAAUGGCUUUGCUUUCCCUGGAUCGGUCGGAAGUCCUACGGGUGGCCCGACCUCACCGGCCUUUAUGGCCGGGUCUCCAGGGUUUGGGCAGUUUCCUGUCUCUCCAGUUGAUUAUCCGACUCCUGGAGCGACUCCAUUGUCGACCCCUCGAUAUGUCCUUCCAUCUGUAGUAGCAUCCCAAAUGGAGAUGGAAUAUGCGCCAUUCGUGCGUCAGCAGCAGCAGCAGCAGCAACCACCACCACCACCACCGCCACCACCAGCAGGCCCACCCCCAGGCCAGCCUGACUUUUCAUUGUCAGAUCGGGAAUGGCAGGAGGCCCUCCAAGCACAAAGAGAGUAUGAGCAGCGGAUGGAACAACAGCAGAGAGAACAGCAGAUAAGGGAGCAGCAGAUGAGAGAACAGCAUAUGCUAGAGCAGCAAAGGAUGCAACAGGGGACACACAGGAACUCAUUUGGCGAUACAGAUGAUUUUGACGAGAGGAGCUUCUACGACGUCUCUUCUACUCGAAGAAAUACACAAGUUAGUGUAUUCUCCAACAAUACGGUGCUUCUACCGACAAAGUCAUUUGGCGAAUCUCUGUUGCAAAAACAACAGGAAGCUCGGAAACUUAGCAUGCCAGUGCCUCCGAAAAAAUUGUCGCCAGAGGAAGAGUUUUAUAGCAGCGUGAACUCGAACUGCUCGACUACAAGACUUGGUGUAGCUCAAUUUACCCCGGAUAGCGACACCCCGUUGUCUCCGGAAUCAAAAAUGCAGGAGCCCCCAAAGCCCAGAUCAUUUUCAGUAGAUGCUCUAUCGACAAACUCCUACCCUGUUCCAACACCCAUAUCUGAAUCACGAAAACCAAAGGACCCAACUCCAUUUUCAGUGAUCACGGGACGAUUCCCCAACUGGUUCAUCGAUGGAACUCCCUUGCCUGCAAAUGAGGAGGACGAUAGUAGCCAUGGCCCAUUGGCGAAGAGGAGACGCACAUUGAGCGAAGCUGAGAGAGAGUCUGAACAAUUCUGGGGCAUUUUUUACAAUGGUAGUGGACAGUGGUCGCGGAUGUGGUACCGGUUUCUGGAUGGUAUCUACGACUACUAUUUGCGCACUAAAUGCCCAGGCAAAGGAGGACUGGAUCCCCAAACUCUGGGUCAGAUGUGGGAAGAGAUGGGAUAUAAUGUGGAGGAGAAUCUUUAUGAAUCUCAAAUUCAACUUGCCCAAUCUUUGUUCCACCCAGAUCCGGAAGACUUCAUCUCCAGCUUACUCACAAACUAUUUUUCUUUGCUCAACCUUUCACAUCUUCUGGAACAGCCACCAAUUCAACCACCCCCAUCUUUCCUCCCCAAAUGUGUCAAUCCAACCCCGCCUGUUCCGAUCCCACUCCUCACUCGCGAUGGUUUCCAUCGCUAUUUCAUUCAUCAAACACUCCUUGACCCCACCAUUAUGUUCGAACGCUUCAACAAGCUUCUCAAAGACCGACCGACCGGCAUAGUAGAUCCAGAAACUAGCCUUCUUUUCGUAAGGCGGGAAACGGGAGGGCCGAUAAUUCCCCGAAAAAGUUUCCCACAUGCGGAAGACGGCACGAUCGAAGAAGUUGAGGAGAAAGUGAGAGGCUGGAUGAGGAGUUGGGUCAAAAACGAGGUCGAGGGUUGGGUGGGCGGCAAUGACGCCCCUCCGCCACCACAACAGAUGCAACCGCAUGAUAUGUUCUAG
Molecule: messenger RNA, 2166 nt
Organism: Orbilia oligospora ATCC 24927
Lineage: Eukaryota; Fungi; Ascomycota; Orbiliomycetes; Orbiliales; Orbiliaceae
Exons: 3
Coding region: 1-2166 (721 amino acids)
Source: RefSeq, a predicted model, not a curated record